Messenger RNA from Candidula unifasciata, 588 nucleotides. The record is from the annotation of a GenBank genome assembly. Lineage: Eukaryota; Metazoa; Mollusca; Gastropoda; Stylommatophora; Geomitridae.
AUGCCACACAAAAGCUCCAGACAGAGGUUUGUUCUACCAGGGAAGAUCCAGGCUCUGUGUGACACUGAGACUGAUGGGGGAGGCAGGAUAAUCACACAGAGACGCGUGCGAGGAGAUGUAGACUUCUAUAGAAGCUGGGAUGAUUACAAGAGAGGGUUUGGAACUCCAGAAACAGAUUUCUGGAUUGGAAAUGACAUUAUUUACGACCUCACUUCACAGGGUUACAACGAACUCCGUAUCGACUUUGUCUACAAAGAGACGGACUAUUUUGCUCAGUACACCAGCUUCAAUCUGGCCGAUGAGUCGUCUGAAUACCUCAUGACGAUUGGUGGAUAUUCCGGAAACGUCUACGACAGUAUGAGCUUUCAUAAUGGCUACAAAUUCACCACUUUUGACAGGGACAAUGACCUGAGCGGUGCAAACUGCGCCGUGGAUUUCCACGGGGCUUGGUGGUACAAUCAGUGUUACUUUGCAAAUCUGAACGGAGCUUGGGCAGUCGCAAACAACUCGGGUAUUUCUUGGCGUCCAUCAGGUAAUGUUUUCUGGAACAAUCUGACAUUUACAGAGAUGAAGAUCAGGCAUAUUUAG